Molecule: messenger RNA, 2713 nt
Organism: Cucumis melo (muskmelon)
Lineage: Eukaryota; Viridiplantae; Streptophyta; Magnoliopsida; Cucurbitales; Cucurbitaceae
Exons: 4
Coding region: 355-2379 (674 amino acids)
Source: RefSeq, a predicted model, not a curated record
GGAAUAAAUUGGUGGAGAGUGAUGGAAGAGAAAAAGUAAAAUGGACCAAACGGCCAAGAAAAGUGCACUAUCAGUAUCAAUAUCAACUCUUGUGUUCCUCCUCAACUGUAUUUCUCGUGACCACAAGGCAAGCAAUGAGCUUUUACGAAAAAGAAAAGUCCAAAACAGAGAGCGCGUGAAAAAUUCAAUUGAAACCUCCAUCAUCGGCGUAAAGCAACAAAGAUCCAUGCUCACAAAUUUCCCCUAACUACACGCCAUCAUUUAUGCACACUCUCUCUUUCUUAUCUCUUCCAUUUACUGCCUUAAUUUGGUAGUUAGAUUUUAUUCUCGUAGUUCUUGUUUGUUGGGCACGCAAUGGAGGAACGAAAACUCAAUUUUAAUGCUCCACUCAUGUCUGUGAGGCGAUUUUCCAAGGCAGCUAGUUCUAUAUAUAAAGCGAAUGAGAAGAAAUCUGAAAAUUCCCAUUUUAGUAGACGGAGUACCUUUCCGGUUUCUAGACCACAAUUCAAUUUAGAUCAAGUUACAGAACCAGUUGCAGUUCCUUUCUACUGGGAGCAGAUUCCAGGAAGAGCCAAGAAUGAUAGCGGCUCGGCCUCACCUGAGGUUCAGCUGCCUCACCCGCCUGAGAGGACUUGUUCUACUCCGAGGCUUUCCUUUGGGACGGCUUUGGAUGCUAACAAAUAUAGUUCAGAAAUGGAAGCUUGUCAUCAAGAUGGGUGUGAAUCAUCUUCUUCUAAUGCCAUUGUUGUUAGAUUAGAGUCAGCAAAAGCUAGCGGUGCGAGGAGCUUGGCAUCUGAGAAUGAUGACGGUGACGACGACGAUUUCUCUGAUGCACGUGAGACAUUGUCCCUCACUGGUUCAUUCUCUGUUAACAAUUGUAGUGUUAGUGGUAUAAGUGGAUACAAUGGCCCCAUGGUGAAACCGUCAGGAACUUUCCGAACGGAUCCUCAAACUCGAGAUUUCAUGAUGAGUCGCUUCUUGCCUGCAGCCAAGGCAAUGGUUUUGGAGCCUGCUAAGUAUUCCUUAAAGAAGAAACUUGUAGCAGUUGAGCAACCUAGACAAGUUAAGAAGGUUGAGAAUAGGAGGAUGUCUCCUAUUAAACGACUUGAUUCUACCUUGUUACUACAGUAUGGAAAAGAUGAAGUACAUGGAGUAGAUGAAGUAGAUGAAGAAAGUGACUCUGUGGAUGAUGAAUAUGAUAAUUCAGGUAAUAUAUCAGCUAGAGGUUGUGGUCUAAUACCCAAUCUAUGCUUCAAAAACUCUUUGGGCCUUCUUAAUCCUGUGCCUGGAAUGAGAAUCAGGACCGAGGCACCCAUGUCUGUCACUAAGAAAGUUGGGGAAUCAAGUAGAACACUGCACCAUCCAUACGGCCAAAAGACGAACAAGCAUGCUUGGGAUACUACUUACAAGCAAAAAUCAGAAGCUGCUGUUGGUUCACAUAAGCUGUUGGAGGUGAAAGAUAAGUGGACUGGUGAAUCGAAACAUUUUUCUUCCUCCACCGACCUGCAAAUGAAAGGUAGGUCUUCUCCUUUCAGGCAUUCGAGGGCCGCUUCUCCCUUCCGGAAUGAAGCAUCACAGUCUCCUUGUAGAAGGCAGCCAUUUGUAGUUCCUAAAGAAGUUGACACUAUCUCCAAAUCUAAAGGUGAUAUUGACUUUCACGAUACACCAUCCAUUCAAGCAAAUAAAGAUGGGGUUGACAUGGCAAGUUUCCUGAUGGAGAAGACACUCUACAUAGAUACUGCGAGUGUUACUGAAACAAAUCCUCCAUUUAAUUCCGCCAUUUCCGAUGACGAGAAGAAAUUGGAAUAUCCUAAUGGGAAGGAUGAGGCAGCAUGUGAAAUGAGAGUGAUGGAAGAAAGUACCACUGAGGAACCUUCAUUCCUAGAAAUAAAAUGUUUGACUAUGGUUGAAGAAGGGAGGCUGGAGCGUGAAGCUGCAGAAUCUAAAAGUAAAGAUGCUAUUGAUUAUUGCCCCAUAGUAGGACAUGGACUUUAUGAAGAAGAUCACACUGAAUAUACUAAUUCGGGUACUGCUGAUGAAGAAGAUUACUCCAAGGCCAAUUAUCAGCUGGUCAAAGUUGAAGAUCCAGCUAUUGUCAAAGUAACUUCUUCAAUAUCUUCUCAACCUCCCCCUCUACCGAAGUCUCCUUCCGAGUCUUGGCUCUGGCGUACUCUGCCUUCAGUUUCGUCGAAAAAGUUACUAGCAGGAUCAAAUCUUGGAAACAAGUUGUAUCAAAAACCGCAGAGCCCUAGAAUAUCAGCUAGUACCAAAUGGGAAACCAUUGUAAAAUCUUCGAAUUUGCGUCACGAUCAUGUUCGCUACUCUGAGGAAUUAAUUCCUCGUGUUUCUCAGCACUCAACAACAGAAAAUUUCAAGUAGUUCUCUGCAACACUCAGGUGGAUUGAUUGAUUGGCUUUGUGUGAAAGUUUAUACAUCAGAAUGGUUUUUAAAUUUCUUAUAGAAUCUUUUUCCCCUUCCUUUCCUCUAAAAAUUUUGAAUAACUUGAGAGGAUUUGAGCUGCCCUUUUCCUUUUAUGUCUUCUGAUAUUUAUGUGAAGACAUGUACGGGUGUAGCCGAGGAAAUACUCCUAUUCAUAUUCAUAGAAUGAAUUCUGUAUAAUGCAGCCUAGGAAUCAAUAUAGUUGUGAGGUAAUUGCACUGUAUAUUUGAAGUCAUAUAUGUGAAUGAAAGUUUGUUCAUAAAUUGUAGUUUAA